AUGACACAAUGGGUAACACGUGCAUUCUGCUCCAGCUUUACCAUCUACGUGGCGGUGUUCUUUUGCGUUCCACCGUUCACUACUCUGAUACCACCGCCCAAUGCAAUCAGACGUAGAGAACAUAUACUCCACCGCCUCAAUAUCUUCUCCACCACCUUAUCUCAUUUGUUUCGUUUUUCCUCUCACCACCUCCAUCAGAUAAUCAUCUACUUCACCACAGUCUCCUCCACCGAUAAUCAUCGUUGUUUUCUUCAAGAUUCCACAUCGGUGUCCACCCACCGCCAUUAUCUACUUCUGAUCUCCACCCAUCAAGAAACCUAG
Molecule: messenger RNA, 321 nt
Organism: Lactuca virosa
Lineage: Eukaryota; Viridiplantae; Streptophyta; Magnoliopsida; Asterales; Asteraceae
Source: the annotation of a GenBank genome assembly